Messenger RNA from Brenthis ino (lesser marbled fritillary), 984 nucleotides. Lineage: Eukaryota; Metazoa; Arthropoda; Insecta; Lepidoptera; Nymphalidae. The record is from the annotation of a GenBank genome assembly.
AUGCGGUCUCUUCUGCUGGUCGUCGGUUUGGCGGCGGUUGCGUUUGCGGCUGAAAAAGAAGUAGCGCCAAUCAAGCCACUGCUCCAGUACUUCACCUCUACACCAUCACCUACAACUUUCAACCCGUACAAGUACUACACUGCUAAGUACCAACCAGCAAAGGUUGAAAGUGCAGGUCGCUAUAAUCCCGGUAAAUACGACCCCGGUAAAUAUGACCCUGGUCGUUACGACCCAGGCCGUUAUGACCCAGGUCGUUACAACCCCGGGAAGUACGACUCUUCUGGACGUUACAUCCCUGACAAAUCUGGCCAAUAUAAUGGUGACAAAGGAGACCGUGGGGGUGCCGGGGGUUUCUAUACCGGCUCAUUUGAUAAAGGUGGUCCUGGUGGCUUCUAUGAAGGUGGUUCGGGUCCCGGUGGUCCCGGUGGUCCCGGUGGUCCCGGUAGUCCCGGUAGCCCAGGUGGCUCAUUCAACAAUCAAAAUGGACAAAAUGGUGCUGCUUUUGGAGAAGUAAGUACUGUUGUGCCGGUAAGCUCUGUGGAGCCUGUGAGUGUUGCUGAAAUCGCAAGCGUUGUUGAGCCAGUAAGCACUGUACCGACUUCCACCGCGGCCCCAAUUGCUAUUACCUCAGCCCCAAGUACUGCCGCACCUAUUAUCUUCACCUCUCCACCAGUAUACGUAAAACCAUCAUCUGCUCCAUUCAUACCACCGGUAGCAAAAGUUAUCCCUGGAAAUUAUGAUUACAAAUUCGGGCUUAUCCGCUAUGAAAACGACUUCGCACACCUAGAAGGCUACCACUACCUUUACGAAACUGAAAACAAAAUUCUUGCUGAAGAAGAAGGACAUAUAGAAAAGAUUGAUAAUGAAAGAAGUGGUAUGAGGGCUAAGGGAUUCUAUCAAUUUGUCGCUCCCAACGGAGUUACCUACAGGGUGGAUUACACAGCCGACGAACGUGGUUUUAUACCUAAAAGGACUCACGUGCCG